UGGCCGAGCUGGGAAUGAGAAAGUGAAAAGACGUGUUGGGUCAGUCACACCUGACAGCUCUCCGACUGCACGGCACAAAACGGGAAAAGUUUCAAAACUCCAAGAGAAACACAAGCCAGCAACGACCGAGAGAGAAAAGCAAACGGAAAAGGAAACAUGAGGGAAACGGCAAAGAAGGGAAAUGGAGAGAAGAGGAUUAUGGAUGUUUCUGGAAGCAAAAGUGAUGAUGAUGGGACAUUUCUGGUGAAGAUUCAGGGUGGAGGUGUUGAUGCAUUUGAACUGCAGGUGAAUGGAUUCUGGCUGGUCCAGGAUGCCAUAAUGACAAUCCUGGGCAGAGAAGAGGUAGCACCCCGCACGUCUCUUGCUCUCGCCCUUUCAGGAGUGACCCUUGACCCCCUGGCUGAACUCCGGGAUGUCAAGGGAUUCAAAAGCGGAGUGACUCUCCGUCUAGUGGAAGAGCCGUACUCGCCUCGGUCGGCACAGGCUCACCUGUCACGUGUGCAAGAAAUGCUGAGAGCCGCCGGACCCCAGGAUGCCGUGUUGGAGGGGCGAUCACCGAGUGUGCUUCACACGCUUACACAGACAGCAGAAGCCCCUCCUACACUCCACUCAUCCAAAAACAGACGAGGCAAUAGUAAAUCAGAGCAGUCGGCUGAAGCUCCAUCCCCUCCCGUCUACAUCCAACCCGGAGCUUCAGACCUUCCCCCUUUGACAACCCUGCUGCCCAACAAUGCACACAAUGAUACUUCCAGUUACUUGGUAGACCUGUCACUCAGUUGUUGGAAUCCACCGCCUGGAUUUAGGAAACUGCAGGGUGACUUUAUGUACAUCAGUGUCCACACGUUGGAGGGCAAACAGUGUGACAUCACUUCUUCCCCACGUGGUUUUUAUGUGAACAGAUCGACUUUUGAUGUGUUUGACCCUCGUCCUGCGGCGUCCACUCCAGUGUAUCACUGCCUGACCGAUCUGCUUUCCCAUCUCAGCCCAAAGUUUAAACACAACCUCAGUGCACAAAGACACAGGCCGUCACUUCCAGCAGAGGAGAAUUUGCCCACUCUGAACCGCACACUUAGCUGGUUGGGAGUCUCUUCCAUUCACUCACAUAAAUCCAGUUUCAGUGGUCGUCUGGGUUUGGAUCAGGACCUCAACACACAGGCUCCUGACUGGAACAAAGAAAUCCAAGCAGCCAGAGAUCUUCCACAGAGAACCUUAGAGGAGAGACUUCAUAGAGACAGAGCUUUACUACAGGUCAACAGUGCUUUUGUGGCUGCCGUCGCUCAGGCCGCAGAAAGAGUCAUUGAUGGUUUUGUCGACCCUCUCAACGAUUCUCACGAGGAACCGGCUUUCUUAUGGGGCGGUGUGUUCAUGGGGGUGCCGGUCCGUGGUGAGGAGUGGAUGGGUGGAGAACGAGGCCACAAGGCGGCUCAGCGUCUCGAACUGCGAGGGAUUCAAGUUUACAGCGACCUGGAAGGAGACCUCCAAAACUUGCACACCAUCCCCACAGCUCUGGCAGACUACCGCGGCGUUCGUUUGUCUGCGCAGGCCCUGGCUCCUGGACUCCAGGGCCCCGAGCAAGCUGAAGUACCGAACGGCCUAUUGUAUGGAUUCACCUUGGGGCCGUUGGAAAAUCCAGCAAGACGGAAACUCCUAGAACUACUGGCUCAUUCGGCAAAGGCUAUUGCUCUGCAAAGACACGCUGUCCUGGGGCCGUCCGGUCAUCAGUUUCCCCUCUUUACUUCUGUAGAUGCCCAGGGAAUACUGGGGGCCGAUGGUCGGUAUUACUUGCUGGAUGUGUAUCGUACCAUGCCUGCUGAUACCAAUUUCCUGGUGGAAGAUGGAGUAGAAACGGAUUCGGGAGAUGAGAGUUUUCCUAGGCGGUAUCCUCAUGGCUUGUGCCGUUUACGACCGGAGCUAGUAAAGGCGUUUAUUCAGCACAAACACGCUCAGUUUUCGGCAUGUGUGAAAGCUCGCAUGGAGGAGAACGGAGGAGUUGAGGAGUGCAUGAAAGCCUGUGACUCCCGCAGCACGGAUGCAGUGCGAGCCGCAUGCAAAGAUGUGGGAUCCGUCAGUGACAUCAUCUUUGAGAUGCGUUUUAUCCCCAACGUCUACUCACCAGGUGUGCAGUUUCCAGAUUCAGAAAAAAACACUUUAGAGCUACAGAAAAGAUUACUGAAGGAGGCUGCAUCUUUCAUCAUCAAUGACCAGAUACCAGCGUUUAUGAAUGACUGUAUUCACGCCUCUGACGUACCCAUGGAUGGUGCCACUUUACGACAAGCUCUGCAUCAGAAAGGCAUAAACCUGCGCUAUCUAGGUCACCUGGUACGGACCAUUAGCCAAUCAGAUCUCAAAGAUCAACUGAGGCAUAUCACGAGGUUACUCUUCACAGAGAUUGUAGUGCGCUGUGCACAAAGGUUAUUUAGUGGCUACAUUCAGGGGGUGGAGACAUCGAACAUGUCUGCAGCAGUGAGUCAUUUCCUCUGCUGCUUAUUGGUGCCUCACUUCAGUUCAGCAUCAAACGGGGAGGAGUCUAAGAAGCGCUCUAGGAGGCGUGGCCGUGGAGGGGGAGGAGCUACAGAGAGCACCACAUGGAGUACACUAAGCGGCAAUGAAUUGUGGAGUUUUAUAUGUCAGGAUGCUCAAGAAACCUACAGACUUAAAGAAGGACUGGGGUCAAAUGUGGACCAUCUAGUCGAGCACUAUGGAUUGCAGAAGAUUUCCUUGUUAAGAGAGAUGUGCUUGAAAACUGGCAUUCAGCUCCGUCUUCGAGAGUACGUUCUCGACAACCGAAACAAACCACCCAUCUCCCCUGAUGACGUGCUCAACAUCCUGUCCGUCAUUAAACACAUAACCGUGACGACCGCUGAUGCCACCAAGAUGCUCCAGGCAGCUCAGAACUGCCUUCAGAAAGGGUUACUGGAGCAGGCGUAUGAGAAACUCAAAGAAGCUUCAUAUCUGUUUGGUCGUGUGUGUGAUGACCUUCAUCCAGAGGCCUGUCACUGUCUUAGUCUCCUGGCAAAAACAGCCUAUUUACAGGGGCGAUCUGCUGAGGCUCGUAGUGUGCAGCUGAGGGUUGUAGUCAUCAGUGAAAGGGUUUUAGGAUUUGACCAUCCCAACACAAUUCAGCAAUACGUGCUGUUGGCUGUGUAUCUGUUCGCCGGAGGUGAAACGGCUCUCGCUCAGCGGUGUCUCUAUCGUGCCAAAGUUCUUUUGUUGACGGUUCAUGGCGGGGAUCAUCCUUACACCGCAGUUAUUGAUGCGUCUCUUGGAUUGGUUCUUCAGGGAGAGCAGUCAUUACAGUAUCUACAGAGUGCACUGAAAAUCAACAGCUCAUUUAGAGGAGACAACCUCACAACAGCUCUCAUUCACCACCUACUAGCUCAGAGACACUGUGUGGCCGGCGACUACAGAGGAGGUAUGAACCAUGAAAAAGCAGCUCACAGCAUCUUCCAGAAUAAGUGGGGUGACGAUCAUCCCCAAACUAAAUGCAGUUCUGACUUCCUGAAGAAUAUUACCCAGCAGGCUGUGCGUGUGGAGCGGUCUAUACGUCAGGGAGGCGUGGAGCUUCCAGAAACACCACCCGAGAGUUUGGUUCCUUCUCUGGACACCACACUGGAGCAGCUUGCUUUGGUCAAUGGCAUACUGAAGACUUCAUACAGCACAAGAAUAAUGGAGUUCAAAGAGAAGCUCAAAGAGAUUAAAGCAGCAGAAGAGGCUGAAAAAGCGAAAUCACAGUCAACCGUUGAGAAAGACGCGUCAGGGAUGCAGGCCAAUGAUGGAGAAACGACUAAGGAUGAGAAAACCAAUGGCAAGCACGAGGCUACUGAAGAAAAUUCAACAAGUGAACAUAGUGAAACUGAUUCUUCUGAGAAAUCAGACCAUAUCAGUAUGAACGGCGAGAUUGAGUCCCAUCAGCAUAAUGGAGACUGUACCGCAAAAAAUGAAAUGGAGAAAGAGGAACAUCAACCAGGCAGUGUUCCAAACGAGAUCCAAUCAAAAUCAAGUAAAAUUAUGACAUCAGCAGAUGAGACACAGUCUGUAGUUGUAAAUGGGAAUGAAGGUGUUGUGAGUGAAGGCUCAGGUGAUGUGGAGAAACCGGCUGAGACCGAGUGAGAUGUUCGGUGAGGUAGAAGGUCUAAGUGAGAUUUAUCAAGUAUUUGAAAGACAUUAAAACAUGACUGUAGAACUGAAUUUAGUAUCUGUACAACUAACACAAACAAGUGUGCAAAAAACAUGAAGCCAAAUUUUUUCUUUUUGUUUUAAAUUCAAUAAAAUGUUUUGUGACUAGACAA
Paramisgurnus dabryanus is the source of this 4289-nucleotide messenger RNA. Its product is annotated as clustered mitochondria protein homolog. Gene Ontology annotation, biological process: intracellular distribution of mitochondria; organelle organization. Lineage: Eukaryota; Metazoa; Chordata; Actinopteri; Cypriniformes; Cobitidae. The record is from RefSeq and is a predicted model, not a curated record. Gene Ontology annotation, cellular component: cytoplasm. Gene Ontology annotation, molecular function: protein binding; mRNA binding.